Nannospalax galili (Upper Galilee mountains blind mole rat) is the source of this 3400-nucleotide messenger RNA. RefSeq names its product phosphatidylinositol-5-phosphate 4-kinase type 2 gamma (gene Pip4k2c). NCBI's taxonomy places the organism in Eukaryota, Metazoa, Chordata, Mammalia, Rodentia, Spalacidae. The record is from RefSeq and is a predicted model, not a curated record. Gene Ontology annotation, biological process: phosphatidylinositol metabolic process. Gene Ontology annotation, molecular function: phosphatidylinositol kinase activity.
CGGUCACAUGACGGCUGCGCAGGUGUGCAGCGCUUCCGGGUCGGGCUCCAGAAUCGCGGACGGUCCCGCUUCCACUCGAUCGGGUGUGCGGGGGACUAUGGCAUCCUCUUCGGUCCCGCCGGCCACCGCACCCGCGUCCACUGGGGGCCCCGGCCCAGGCUUCGGCUUCGCCUCCAAAACCAAGAAGAAGCAUUUCGUGCAGCAGAAGGUGAAGGUGUUCCGGGCUGCCGACCCGCUGGUAGGCGUGUUCCUGUGGGGCGUAUCCCACUCGAUCAAUGAGCUCAGCCAGGUACCUCCUCCAGUGAUGCUGCUGCCAGAUGACUUUAAGGCUAGCUCCAAGAUCAAGGUCAACAAUCACCUUUUCCAUAGAGAAAAUCUGCCAAGUCAUUUCAAGUUCAAAGAGUAUUGUCCCCAGGUCUUCAGGAACCUUCGGGAUCGGUUUGGCAUUGAUGAUCAGGAUUACUUGGUGUCUCUGACCCGAAGCCCCCCAAGUGAAAGUGAAGGCAGCGAUGGUCGCUUCCUCAUCUCCUAUGAUCGAACUCUAGUCAUCAAAGAAGUAUCCAGCGAGGACAUUGCUGACAUGCAUAGCAACCUGUCCAACUACCACCAGUACAUAGUGAAGUGCCACGGCAACACGCUUCUGCCCCAGUUCCUGGGCAUGUACCGAGUCAGCGUGGAAAAUGAAGACAGUUACAUGCUUGUGAUGCGCAACAUGUUUAGCCACCGUCUUCCUGUGCACAGGAAGUAUGACCUCAAGGGCUCCCUGGUGUCCCGGGAAGCUAGCGAUAAGGAAAAGGUUAAAGAAUUGCCUACUCUUAAGGAUAUGGACUUCCUCAACAAGAACCAGAAAGUAUAUAUUGGUGAAGAAGAGAAGAAAGUAUUUCUGGAGAAGCUGAAAAGAGAUGUGGAGUUUCUAGUGCAGCUGAAGAUCAUGGACUACAGCCUUCUGCUGGGCAUCCACGACAUCAUCCGGGGCUCUGAACCAGAGGAAGAGGGGCCUGUGCGGGAGGACGAGUCAGAGUGGGAUGGGGACUGUAACCUGACUGGACCUCCUGCUCUGGUGGGCUCCUAUGGCACCUCCCCUGAGGGUAUUGGAGGCUACAUCCAUUCUCACCGGCCCCUGGGCCCAGGAGAGUUUGAGUCCUUCAUCGAUGUCUACGCCAUCCGGAGUGCUGAGGGGGCCCCCCAAAAGGAGGUGUAUUUCAUGGGCCUCAUUGAUAUUCUGACACAGUACGAUGCCAAGAAGAAAGCAGCUCAUGCAGCCAAAACCGUCAAGCAUGGGGCAGGGGCAGAGAUCUCUACUGUCCAUCCUGAGCAGUAUGCUAAGAGAUUCCUGGAUUUUAUUACCAACAUCUUUGCCUGAGAGCCUGCCUGACUCCAAGGUGGCGGGUUCUGAGAGGCUCAAGGGAACUGUGGAUAUGUAGCCACUAAUUCUCUUUUUGCUAAAUUCAGGCUGCAGGCUCCUUCCAUCCACAUAACUUCAUCUUGGUGGAUAGGCUUUUCCUGGCCCCCAGAAAUGCACUGUCUUUCUCCCUUUGCCCAUUUUUCUGCCUUCUCUCCCUGCCCCCAGUAAGCCCUCUUGCUUCAUUAGAGUGUUAUUGUUGACUCUCUCCCAAGUGCCUUGAUCUUAGAAAAUAACUUGUUUCUGUAAAAUAGGAAUUGCUGGGGCGGGGGUUGUUUGCCAUGCUCAGGACCUGACUGGACAGUGGAUGCAGCUCAAGCAACUACUCUGGACGCACUUUGCCUUGUGGAGUGAACUGAAUGUCGGGAUUUUGCUGAUAACUUCAUAGAACUCUGUGGCAUUCUUCCUUCCUGGGAGGUCCUGGGAUUGGAGGGCUUUCAGGAUACUGUGGAUGUGAGUGCAGGCAUUCACACAUAAAAAAUGGACAAUCUGGCAUGGAGGUAAAGUGGGGAGUAGUCAGCAGGCUGGUACCUCAGAGGCAUGACCUAAAAAGACUUUUGUGACUAUGCAGAGAAUGAAGAGGGUCUCUGUCAAGCAUUCACUACUGUCCAUUCUCUUCUUGUACCUGCCCUACUUUCACCCUACGCAGCAUGUUUGGAUGCAAGACCCCAGAGAUGGCCAGAAGUGUUCAAGCCUAGGUGCAGGUGUGUGACCACUGCUGCACUUGUCCAGAACCUUUUGCCUUUGCUGGGGCUGGAACCCUUCAGUGAGGGGAGAGGGCAGUGGGGGCUGGGAGGACAGGUCAGAGUGCAAGGUUCCUUCCCCAUGUCUAGGUCUAGCUUUCCCCAAAGUUUCAUUUCAGCAGAAGGUACUAUCUCUACCGGUAAUUUCAAGUAAUUUUAAUUCCGGUAAUUUCAAGAAGAUGCAGGUCUUGAGUGUGGGACCUUCUCAUUCCCUGAAGUGUGUAUUGCCCAUCACACUUCCUUCCCCUACCCUUUCUCAAACCCUCCUUCUAGUUGGAUUUGUUAUUCUGUCCCAUCUUAUACUGCUAAUGUGUCUCCCAGGGGACAGAUGGCCGACUUUAUCAUCUUCACUUUCCACCCCCAGAGAGGAGUCAGAGCCAUAACUCAAUCACCCGGCCCCCUCCAAAGAUAGCUAAGUUGAUGCAUGAUAUCCUCAAAAUGUAGAGGAUCCAGGCAUGAUGGUUUGUGCCUGCAAUCUCAGCACUUAGGAGGCUGAGGCAGGAGAAUUAGAGUUCGAGGUCAACCUGAAUCAAAUAGUUCCAGGAUAGCCUGGACUAGAGUGAGACCGUGGUCUCAGAGGCAUGGGGGAGCAUUGGAGAUACAGCUCAGUUGGUAGAGUGCUUACCUGGCAUGCUGGGUUUGAUCCCCAGGAGUGCAUAAACUAGGUGUGGUAUACACCUGUAAUCCCAUUACUUGGGAAGUAGGGGCAAGAGGAUCAGAAGCUCAAGGUCAUCCUUCCUUGACUGCAUAGUUAGUUCAAGGCCAGCCUGGGAUGUGUGAGACUGGCUAAAAAAAAAAAAAGACUCUAAGGAGAUGAGAUUGUCCUCAUCUCUCCUCAGAGCUUUGGGAGCUAAGACAUCCGUUCUUGUUGUUCCAUUCUCUGGAAGCUUCCACACUUGGGGAAUGCAAAGCUACGUGCUGUGUCUGGCCUGACCAGUCAGUCUCAAGAAGCUAUAAGGCCCUCCGGGAAGCUCCCUUUUACCUUUGCUCCAAAGGAUAUAGCAAGAGGAGUCUCCAAUUGUUGGAAGCCCUGUAAUAUCUUAUUGGAAGGGGCCUGCUGGAUCUCUUCUAUUCCCACUGUCAACCUUUCCCCUGUUGAAUGCAAUAAAGUUCUGUGACACCAGCAGCCAUUCUUUAGAACUGGAUUCUCUGACCAUGAAGUUGUGUAUCAUGGGCAAUAUGGUUGUCUUCAUUUAUUGCUUCUGUUUUUCACCAUUUUUGUUUUAUUAAUAAAAUAUUACUCCUAUUAUCACAA